This is a messenger RNA of Papaver somniferum (opium poppy), 897 nucleotides long. RefSeq names its product probable E3 ubiquitin-protein ligase RHY1A. Gene Ontology annotation, biological process: ubiquitin-dependent protein catabolic process. Gene Ontology annotation, molecular function: ubiquitin protein ligase activity. The transcript is spliced from 2 exons. The record is from RefSeq and is a predicted model, not a curated record. Bases 228 to 734 code for a protein of 168 amino acids. Lineage: Eukaryota; Viridiplantae; Streptophyta; Magnoliopsida; Ranunculales; Papaveraceae.
UAAGCUGGGCACCUUUAAACAAAUCAACAACUGAAUUAUUGAAGGAUCAUAUCACUUUCCUGUAAGAGAAACACUAAUUCAAAAUAGUAAGGUGACUCUUCGCUCUGGGUUUUGUCCUAAACAGAGGAAAUUAUUAACGGGUUUAGCGAUAUAUAUAUAGAGAGAAGAAUACAACGCUCUAUUUCAGUGACUUCGGAAGCAAAAAUAUUACAUCAACAACAAUAACCAUGGCUGGUAUGCUUGCAGGAGUAGAGCAUGCUAGAGGAAGAAGGACUAGGCAUCAUCUCUUUGACAGCAGUUGUCGCGAUAUAAUCCGUCACCAUCAGCGAAUCGAUACGUUUAGUACUAUGGAUGGAGCCGCUCUUAAUGCUCGUCGCAGACUUGAAGAAAAACUCCACGGUCUUCCUCCUUCCAGUGACAGAAGGAAUAAACUCCAGACUAACAAAAGCAACAACAGCAGUGAAGGAAGAAGCUCCAAACCUGCAAAAAAAGAAGCCAGAAAGGAUCCAGAUCAUGAAGUGGUACCGGUAGUAGGGUCGACAAAGUUUGCACACUUAAAAAGAAUGAAUUCAUCACAGAGAGAAGAAGUUUGUUCCAUUUGCUUAGAAGAAUUUGGGACACAACGUCCGGUUAUGAACUUGCCGUGUUUUCAUAAAUAUCAUUCAGACUGUCUUCUACCAUGGCUCGCUAAUCAUUCACAUUGCCCUUAUUGUAGAACCCGUGUCCGUCCCUAAUCUCACCCUCCCUCUUCCAUGUUCUACCUUCGUUUUCAUUUCUCUUUGCUGUACUUGUUGCUAAGAUGUAUGUAGUUGGUUGUAAACUUGUAAUAUAGAAGAGUCAGGUUGACUUGGUUUGGUCACUCAAAGUCAAAACUGGCCACAGAAACCCUCCUUUUCA